This is a messenger RNA of Miscanthus lutarioriparius, 792 nucleotides long. The record is from the annotation of a GenBank genome assembly. Lineage: Eukaryota; Viridiplantae; Streptophyta; Magnoliopsida; Poales; Poaceae.
AUGAAACGCAACGCCAUCAACCUCGGGAUCGUCACCUCCGCAGUAAAUCGCAACGCCAUCAACCUCGGGAUCGUCACCAAAUCGGCGAUGUCUCCUUGUCCCCGCGUCGGGAUCCUCGUGCCGCAUACUUACGUGCUUCAAGGUGCUUUGUCUCCACCAACACGAGACAACCAACCAAAGCAGCUCGUCGGCGGCGGUCACACGUCUUCAAGAAGCGGCGCGUACGCGACGCCGACAGCGUGCCGCCCGACGGCCUACUCGUCCGUGUUCAAGUCGGCGUGCCCGCGCGCGUACAGCUACGCCUACGACGACCGCUCCAGCACCUUCACCUGCCACAGCGCCGCCGGCUACACCAUCGCCUUCUGCCUCCCUCCCUCCGGGUUGCACGACUCUGACGCCAAUCCCCUCGUUUCGCCGCCGGCAAAUGGGCAAAGCACCAGUGGCGGCAGCGUUGGUGCUGCUGACAGCACGCCGCCGCCGUCUCCUACUGUUGGCAAUGGCAUCGGAAGCGCCAACCAGGCGCCACCUUCAACUGACAACGGUGGCGGCGGAACCACCGGCCAGGCGCCUCCUGCUACUGAUAACGGUGGCGACGGUGCCACCGGCCAGGCGCCUCCUGCUACUGGCAACGGUGGCGUCGGAAGCACCAAUCUGCAGCCGCCUCCGACUGACAACGACGGUGCUGGAGGUAGCUACCAGCAGCCGUGGAUGACGAUGUCACUAGCGAGCACGCUACACGAUCAGCUGUGGCUUCUGCUGCCUCUGCCUGCAGUGCUCUUGUUCGUCCUCUGA